Messenger RNA from Anopheles aquasalis, 1188 nucleotides. RefSeq names its product coiled-coil domain-containing protein 12. The record is from RefSeq and is a predicted model, not a curated record. Lineage: Eukaryota; Metazoa; Arthropoda; Insecta; Diptera; Culicidae. Gene Ontology annotation, cellular component: U2-type spliceosomal complex; post-mRNA release spliceosomal complex.
UUCCGCGGGCUGAAAAAGAGAAACCCGUAAGUAAAUGCCCUUAACGGAUAUUUAAACUCAACUCAACGAAGCAAACUUUUCGUCAAAAAUCAGUCACAACGCUGGCAACCCUGAUUGUUGUUUUCGUUUUAUCUUCCGUUCCGAGCUCGCUUCGAGAAAUCGCGCUAAAUUCAAUUUUCGCGUUUUUUGGACAAGAUAAAGGUGAUAAAAGUGGUUUAAAGUCGUUUCCCAACUCCCGCCAACGUUCUUUUGGAAAGGAGGGUCGAAAAAGUGUAAGAAACUUGAAGAACCGCAGCGCGAAAGAUCCAUCCAAGAAACUUCGAAGCUGCAGCCGAGAUCCGGGAAACUCAUAAUCACAGCAAGAUCUUCUGCAAUUAAGAUUAUGGGUAGCUCCACGAGCGGCUGCGUUACAAUAUAAUAGACAUAUACCUGCACACAGAAAACCAGGACCAGGACUUGUGGCCUUAGUACCCUCGGAAGUUAGAAUCAAUAGUCGUACUUGGGUAAACAAUUGGCAGAAGGCAAAAUGCUAGAAUCAGGCGCGGUAGUCGGAAAAUUGGAGGAGGAAGCGCUAAAACGGAAAGAGCGUCUCCAGCAACUCAAAAGAAAACAACAAACCGAGAAUGGUGAAUCGCCAGCCACGGAAAAUAGUAUCCCCAAGCCGGUUUUUAGAAACUACCAAUCAGGGAACAUUUCCGAGGCGUCGAUUGGCGAGGAUCGUGCAGGAGCAGUCGAGUCCCAAGUCAGCCAUCAGCUAGAAAUGAUGAAAACUCAGAUCGUUAUUGAAGAAAUCGACAUCGCCAACUUAGCGCCACGGAAACCCGACUGGGAUCUGAAACGAGACGUAACAAAGAAGUUGGAACGGUUGGAGCGAAUCACACAGAAAUCAAUCGCCGAACUCAUCCGCGACCGGCUCAAAUCAGGACAGCAGCAAGACAUUCUGCAAGCUGUGAACUGUGCGUCCCUUAGCACAGCAGAAAGCCAACAACGUUCAAUCGACUAAAAAUACCAUCAAAGCCGAGAAUAGAGUGCAGUUUAUUGGAAACGCCAUAAGAGACCCUCAAUUGUUAAUUACCCUCAAUCGAUACAGCGUACCCCUGAGCAUCCGACAUCUUCACUAGCAUAUCGUUGAUUUCUGGAAGAAGAAAGAAAACAUGAACAUCCGCACCUUGUUGGCUAAAUGAGUGA